This is a messenger RNA of Guillardia theta CCMP2712, 1156 nucleotides long. RefSeq lists its product as hypothetical. The record is from RefSeq and is a predicted model, not a curated record. NCBI's taxonomy places the organism in Eukaryota, Cryptophyceae, Pyrenomonadales, Geminigeraceae. The transcript is spliced from 7 exons. Bases 4 to 1068 code for a protein of 354 amino acids.
GCCAUGGCAAGUUGGAGGAGGGACGCAGGGCGCUCCGCUAUGAUGGUAGCGGGAGCUGCGCUUCUGGUCCUUCUAGCUUCCAUCCAUAUACUGUCAAGAAAGGCAACCAAGAAAGUUGCGCUCGCCGAUUUGAUAGACCCUGAUGGUGUUAACCCUCAACGCCUAAUGGAUGCCAUGUCGGACUUGAAAGCUGAUGUGAAGAUGGGCACUAGCACUGCCAGAAAUCUCAUCGGGAAGGCUAAGAAGUUGAUGGACAAACGACUUUCGAUCAUCGUGGAUACACAGACCCUCAAGACUGGAGGGCUACCAGGCCCCCCGGGACCGCAAGGCCGCAAAGGAAAACCAGGAUACCAGGGUGCAAUCGGUGCAGAGGGAGAUCGUGGCCCUGAUGGGCCUCAAGGUCCUAAGGGGGAAACCGGAUAUCCUGGACCCCAAGGACUCCGCGGGGACACAGGCCCAAUAGGAGAGCAGGGUGAUCGUGGAGUGAAGGGUGAGACUGGCCCUCCAGGCUUCCCAGGCCCCCCAGGCCCCCGCGGGCAACUUGGAACUCCUGGAAAGAGAGGCCCCCGAGGCCCAAGAGGACAAGCUGGAUACCAGGGCAACCGUGGCGCAGUGGGAGUCCCUGGAAUUCCGGGCCGUCGUGGACCUAAGGGUACUUGGGAUGUUAUAGAUGCGACGCAGCGGUGUAAGGAGAUCGGAGGAAGCAUUUACAAAGGAGUUUGCUUGAAGAAGUCUAUUCUCAUCGGGAAUGGAGACGACAUCCCUCUUGGCUGCAACCCAAUCAGACCAGCGGUCCAGUGGGACUGGGACGACGUCUCUAACAUUGCGAGGCUGUUUCAGUCAAAAACGACAUGGGGUCUUGGCUUGAAGUCACCUGGAAAUAACGGAGGCUCCUGCACCAAUUUCAUGGCGAUUAUGAGCUUCACGUACAGGUGGGAUUCUAACGACUUGUACGUGCAACGAAAUGUUUUUAGCUACCAACCACCUACGAAUUGGGGGGGUGGCUGGUCUUGCUAUGUCUGUCCUGGGUCAGGCUGCACUGCAAUUUACGCAUGCAAUAUCGAUUAAAUAAGACAGUCAUAUCGAGUAGCCCUCGGCUGUUGUAGUGUUCUUUUGGUUUUUUGGUUCUUGAUGGUUAAAGUGCGUAUGAAAUGGG